Molecule: messenger RNA, 803 nt
Organism: Ochotona curzoniae (black-lipped pika)
Lineage: Eukaryota; Metazoa; Chordata; Mammalia; Lagomorpha; Ochotonidae
Gene: CMC1
Product: C-X9-C motif containing 1
Exons: 5
Coding region: 175-663 (162 amino acids)
Cellular component (GO): mitochondrion
Source: RefSeq, a predicted model, not a curated record
AGGGCUGCCAGGAGCUGGCGGAUCAUCGCGAAGGGCGUCGCGCGCCUGCUCCCUUUGGUGCCCCUCCUCUUCCUCCCGCGGCUCCCGGUAGCGGGAAGCUCCGGGCGAGCGCACGUGGAGCCCAGCUCCUCCCCUGUCCGCCCCUUUUCCCUCCCCGGGAACCUCCCCGCCGAGAUGGCGCUCGACCCCGACCCCGCAGGAGACACGGAGAGAGAGCGUGAACUCAGUCUGGCAGUAGUAGCCGGAGCUGCGUGUGGCUCCUACUGUUCAGUGGCCACGCGAUCCUGGUCUCUCACUGGUCGCAGGAGUUCCACGACGUUUGCCAUCCCUUCUACCUUCCAGGUUGUGCAUCAGUGGGAGGAACAGCAUCUCAGGCAUGUUGAAAAAGAUGUUUUGAUCCCUAAAAUAAUGAGAGAAAAGGCCAGAGAGAGGUGUUCUGAACAAGUUCAAGAUUUUACCAAAUGUUGCAAGGAAUCUGGACUCCUUAUGGUAGUGAAGUGUCGGAAAGAAAAUUCUGCACUGAAAGAAUGUCUAACUGCCUACUAUAAAGAUCCAGCCUUUUAUGAAGAAUGCAAAAUGGAGUACCUGAAGGAAAGGGAAGAAUUCAGAAAAACUGGAAUUCCUACUAAGAAAAGAUUACAGAAGCUUCCUACCAGCAUGUAGAAAAUAUUCCAGUGACACUCAGAGACUAACGUCCAUAGAAGGCAUUUGUAGUCUAAAUCUCCUGGAUAAUGGACUCAAGAUACAAAUUUGUUUCAUCCUAAUUAUGAAAGUAUCACCUAGAAUAAAGAUCUUUAUUUUAA